UUCAUUCACUCUCUUUAGUCAAAAAAUAAAAUAAAUACCUACAUAACAGUACACUCUCAUAUACAAAUUUCUCAUAAUUAGAUGCAUCCAUAAGUAGAGCUAGUUAAUGGCUACUUGUGAGAUUAAGUCACCAGAAGGUCCUCAACAAGGGACACCAUGUACUUCAAUGAGCAGAAAAAAGCUUGGAAUUUACUUCAUUGAGUCAGAAGAUAGAAGAAUGGCUUUAGGACGUGGAUACACAAGAGGUUCUACACCAGUCAAUAUUCAUGGCAAAUCCAUAGCUGUUGCUGAUCUUUCAAAAACUGGUGGUUGGAUUGCUGCCUUCUUUAUAUUUGGAAAUGAAAUGGCAGAAAGAAUGGCUUAUUUUGGACUUUCUGUUAACAUGGUAGCCUUUAUGUUCUAUGUGAUGCAUAGACCUUUUGCAAGUUCAUCCAAUGCAGUUAAUAAUUUCUUAGGGAUAUCACAAGCUUCUUCUGUUCUUGGUGGAUUUCUAGCUGAUGCAUAUCUUGGACGUUAUUGGACAAUAGCUAUCUUCACUACAAUUUACCUCGCGGGUUUAACUGGAAUAACAAUAUGUGCAACAAUGAGCAUUUUUGUUCCAAACCAAGAAAACUGUGACCAAUUGUCACUUCUAUUAGGCAACUGUGAGCCUGCAAAAUCAUGGCAAAUGACAUACCUCUACACAGUUCUAUACAUAACAGCCUUUGGAGCUGCAGGUAUAAGGCCAUGUGUAUCAUCUUUUGGAGCAGACCAAUUUGAUGAAAGAAACAAAAACUACAAAUCCCAUCUUGAUAGAUUCUUCAACUUGUUCUAUCUUUCUGUGACAAUUGGUGCAAUUAUAGCAUUCACAGCAGUGGUUUAUGUUCAAAUGAAAUUUGGUUGGGGAUCUGCUUUUGGAUCAUUGGCAAUUGCAAUGGGAAUAUCUAACAUGCUUUUCUUUGUUGGUACACCUUUGUAUAGACAUAGGUUACCAGGUGGAAGUCCUCUUACACGUGUCGCUCAAGUAUUGGUUGCCGCAUUUCGAAAGAGAAAUGAAUCAUUUGAUAAUAGUGAGGUUAUUGGGUUGUAUGAAGUUCCUGGUAGAAGAUCUGCUAUAAAGGGUUGUCAGAAAAUUGCUCAUACUGAUGAUUUCAGGUUUCUUGACAAAGCAGCUCUACAAUUGAAACAAGAUGGCACUAAUCCAAAUCCAUGGAACCUUUGCACAGUAACACAAGUAGAAGAAGUGAAGAUCCUUAUAAAACUAAUUCCAAUUCCAGCUUGCACAAUCAUGCUUAAUGUAAUCUUAACAGAAUUUCUAACACUCUCAGUUCAACAAGCAUACACAUUAAACACUCACUUAGGUCAAUUAAAACUUCCAGUUACAUGCAUGCCGGUUUUUCCGGGCCUAAGUGUAUUCCUCAUAUUAGCUCUCUAUUACCAAACUUUUGUACCACUUUUCAAACUCAUCACUGGUCAUCCACAUGGUGCAUCUCAGCUUCAAAGAAUUGGAAUCGGUUUAGCAGUUUCGAUUUUAUCAGUUGCUUGGGCCGCAAUCUUCGAAAAAUAUAGAAGAAACUAUGCAAUAAAAAAUGAAUUUGUAGCUAGUUUCUUAACUCCAAUGCCAAAUUUAAGUGCUUAUUGGUUAUUGAUUCAAUAUUGCUUAAUUGGUGUAGCUGAAGUUUUUUGCAUUGUUGGUUUAUUGGAAUUUUUAUAUGAAGAAGCACCUGAUGCUAUGAAGAGUAUUGGUUCUGCUUAUGCUGCUUUAGCUGGUGGAUUAGGUUGUUUUAUUGCAACAUUUAUAAAUAGUGUUGUUAAAUCUAUCACUGGAAAUUCAGCUAAAAGACAAGAAUCUUGGUUGUCACAAAACAUCAACACUGGCAAGUUUGAUUAUUUUUAUUGGCUUCUUACUAUUUUGAGCUUAAUCAAUUUUUGUGUCUUCUUAUAUUCAGCACAUAGAUACAAAUACAGGACACAACAUGUUUAUGAGAUGGAAAACAAAGAGAGCUCCACAGCAGUUUCUAGCUAGUUUAAAUAUAUGGAAUUAUAUAUCUAAGUAUAUGCAUAUUGUAUUAGUCCUCUAAAGUGAGAGGGUCUAUUUAAUUUAAUGUGGAAUUACAAUUGUUGAUUGAAAAGUUAAUGAUUUAUGUAGUUUAUUUUAAUGAAUUUUAUCUUUCAAAAAUUAAUUUUUAUUUUUA
Molecule: messenger RNA, 2174 nt
Organism: Trifolium pratense (red clover)
Lineage: Eukaryota; Viridiplantae; Streptophyta; Magnoliopsida; Fabales; Fabaceae
Product: protein NRT1/ PTR FAMILY 6.1
Exons: 6
Coding region: 107-2005 (632 amino acids)
Biological process (GO): transmembrane transport; oligopeptide transport
Cellular component (GO): membrane
Molecular function (GO): transmembrane transporter activity
Source: RefSeq, a predicted model, not a curated record